Molecule: messenger RNA, 1186 nt
Organism: Sander lucioperca (pikeperch)
Lineage: Eukaryota; Metazoa; Chordata; Actinopteri; Perciformes; Percidae
Gene: dusp19a
Product: dual specificity phosphatase 19a
Exons: 5
Coding region: 99-728 (209 amino acids)
Biological process (GO): protein dephosphorylation; regulation of MAP kinase activity
Cellular component (GO): cytoplasm
Molecular function (GO): JUN kinase phosphatase activity
Source: RefSeq, a predicted model, not a curated record
GUUUUUAACUACUAUCAGCUGAACCAGAGCCAUUCUGAACCGAGCCGGACCAACGCUGAACAUCUGAAGAAACAGGUUCACUCCAGUCCGGUGCAGUCAUGCAGUCCCUGACUGCAGAGAUCCAGAGUUUCUCUCGGACGCGGCUGAGGAAGCAGUGCACCCGCGUGACGUCACUGAGCGGCCGACGCAUCAUCGAGACCUGGAAGGGUUCUACGAUCACUGUGGUGGAAGACCCCGUCACCCCGGAGAAGAUCCUGGGAUACGUCCCCGACACUUCCUGGGACCUGCAGGUCGGCAUCGUCAAGCCCUACCUGCUGCUGGGUUCUCAAGAUGCUGCACAUGACUUUGGCACUCUGAAAAAACACAAGGUGUCUCACAUCCUGAACGUGGCCUUCGGGGUGGAGAACGCGUUCCCCGACCUGUUCAUCUAUAAGACCGUCAGUAUCCUGGAUCAUCCCGACGCUGACGUGCUGCUUCACAUCCAGGACUGCUGUGACUUCAUCCAGCAGGCUCGCAGUGAGAAAGGCGUGGUGUUGGUCCACUGUAACGCCGGCGUGUCCCGGGCACCAGCCGUGGUCAUUGGCUACCUGAUGUCAUGCGAAGGGCAGACGUUCGACGCCGCCCUCUCAUUGGUCAAAUCAGCUCGGGGCGCCUCGUCCCCCAACCCCGGCUUCCUGGAACAACUGCGUAGCUACAAAACGCCGACGAUCAACGGAUCCAAACACUGAGGCAGCAACAGAAAUGCUCGAGGCGGUCAGACAGUUUAAGAACCAAAAAAAGUUUGAUUUUAUUCAGAAAUGUCAUUUCAGGUCAUUCCAAGAACUGAAAUAAGUCAUAUUUAGGAUUUUUACAGAUCUUCUUUUUUUCCAGCUCUUGUUAAAUGGUCCAGAAUAAUCAGACCAGAUGAUUCAACAGGUUGAUAUAAAAUACUGCACACCACUUAAACCCUUUAAAAUAGUUUUAGUUUUGAGACAAAAAGACAUUAUUUUCUUGCUUGCGUGUUAUGUCUUCUUCGUGUUUUGGUGCUGUCGUUCUUUGAGUCAUCUCUGUGUUUUGUUAAAUUAGAUUUAGUCUCUAUGGGGGGGGAACCCAUUCCCUCACUGUUUCGGAGCGGUGGGCAGCCACGAACUCCAGAAUGUUUGAUUUCUAAACAUAAAAAAAUGAAUAAAAACUUCAGAAGCAGAAA